AUUUACCGCUUACACUCAUCUCGACCAACCUCUUUCUCUACUCACUCGGAUCCUCUGCAAAUCACGAAUAUCACGUCAUCUAAUCGGUGGGAUUUUGAACAGGAACAGCGGACUAUUUAUCCACUGCACAGGCUUUUGCCAAAAUGGCGUCCCUUAAAGUCAACAUUCCAAUUCCUGCUCCUUCGGGAUCCACGGCCUUCAUUCAGGCUCUUAAAGUUUGCCUCGCGGCAUCUGCCUAUGGGGUUCCGGUUCAGUUUGUCAAAGUUUCCGGACAGACCAACAUAAGUCUUGAAGUUCCAAAAGAGAGCAAAAUUCUAAUAGACGCGAACGCUAUCGUUCGGUACUUUGCUACUGUUGGGUCAAAGCCUUGGUUGAAAUCUGGAGAGGAGGCCUUGAAAGACUCUGCUCUCAUUGAGUUUGAGGAGUCCGGACAAGGAAUCAAGGCUGCGGGCGUCGCCGAGAGCGUCAUUUCCAAAGCAAAUUUCCCAGCAGACCCAACACUCCCUCCGAGUCCUGGGGAAAUAGUUCUCUUCUCAAAUUUGUGGGAUUUGGCUUCAACCUCGGCUUCAGAUAACAAAUCUACUCUCUCGAGCUGGCUCACUAGAAUCAUUGGAACAGAAUGGGCCAAGAUCGGAAUUGAACAAGCUGCUACUCACACAGCAGACAAGUUAGUUACAAAGAGCGCUGAGGAAGGUUCUGAGAAGGGUGCUGGUAAAGGUGCUGUAAAGAGCAUUUCAGUUCUGGUAGAUGACAGACAACGUAAGAUGGUUCGGAGGAUCAAAGAGGGUACGAACAUGAAGAUUAGGGAUCCUAACGAACCUAUACUCCCGGUUCCUGGCGAGAGAAAUGUUCUAAUUACCGCUGCUCUUCCUUAUGUUAACAACGUGCCUCACCUUGGGAAUAUUGUUGGGAGCGUUCUCAGUGCAGAUGCAUUUUCUAGAUACGCAAAGGCUCGCAAUUACAAUACUCUCUAUAUUUGCGGAACUGAUGAGUAUGGAACUGCCACAGAGACCAAGGCUCUAGAGGAGGGUAUCACCCCUCGGGCCCUAUGCGACAAGUACAACACUGAGAUUGCUCAAGACAUCUUCCUAAACCUUCAGAAAAACGAUUUGUUAGUCGAAGAGUCUAUGACUCAACUGUUUUGUGAGAAGCAUCAAGGAUUCUUGGCCGACAGAUUUGUUGAAGGUACAUGUCCCAAGUGUGGUUAUGAGGAUGCAAGAGGUGACCAGUGCGACACUUGCGGUCUUCUACUGGAUCCUUUUGAACUUAUAAACCCGAGAUGCAAGCUUGAUGGAACCGGUCCUAUCAAACGUGACUCAAAACACAUCUUCAUUCAACUCGACAAACUCCAACCCGAAAUUGAGGAGUGGGUUAGCAAGGCUUCUGAAGAGGGCCAAUGGUCUAAGAAUGGCCGGAUAAUCACUGAAUCUUGGCUAAAGACUGGGCUUAAACCACGUUGCAUAACGCGCGAUCUUACUUGGGGAACUCCGGUGCCCGUCCCAGGUUAUGAGGAUAAGGUUAUGUACGUUUGGUUUGAUGCUUGCAUUGGAUACGUCUCUAUUACUGCCAAUUACACCAAGGAAUGGGAGAAAUGGUGGAAGAAUAAGGACGAAGUCAAGCUCUAUCAGUUCAUGGGCAAAGACAAUGUUCCUUUCCACACUGUUGUUUUCCCCGGAAGUGAAAUUGGCACUCGAGAGGGAAACUGGACUAUGUUGCAUCAUAUCAGUACUACGGAGUAUCUGCAAUAUGAGGGGGGCAAGUUCUCUAAGAGCAGAGGGGUUGGUGUGUUUGGAAACAAUGCGCGAGACACCGGUGUUCCACCUAGUGUUUGGCGUUACUACCUUUUGUCCUCCCGCCCAGAGACGGGAGAUACACAGUUUGUUUGGCAAGAUUUUGCUACCAAGAACAAUUCCGAGCUUCUAGCGAACCUCGGAAAUUUUGUUAAUCGUCUCAUCAAGUUUAUUAAUGCUAAAUAUGCUGGGGUGGUUCCCGAUUACACUAUCGGGAUCAAUGAUAUAUCCUUCGGUCAAUAUAAGGAAUCAGUCAAUGCGCUGCUGAAAUCCUAUAUUGAGGAGCUCGAAAAUGUUCAUAUCCGUGCUGGUCUUGAGAGGGCUAUGGCAAUUUCCGGUGAAGGCAAUAGGUUCUUGCAGGACAACAAAUUAGACAACGCACUGUUCACAAACUCUCCUAAGAAGGCAGCUGCCGUAGUUGGUUUCGGCAUCAAUCUCAUAUACCUCCUCUCUGCCCUCAUCUAUCCAUACAUGCCUGCAACUUCCGAAUCGAUAGUCAAGCAACUCAAUGCACCGCACCGGUCUAUCCCAGAUGUUUGGGAUGUCGAUGGUCUGCUUCCGGGCCACGUUAUCGGAAGAGCCGAAUACCUUUUUAGCAGAAUCGAAGAGAAGCAGGUUCAAGAAUGGAAGAGCAGGUACGGCGGUAAGCAAGAUGUAGCCGCACAGGACACAAAGGAGGGGAAAAGGAAGGGGAAAAAGAAGGGGAAAUUAGCGGCCAAGCAGCAAAAUGCUGAGGGGGAAGAGGCGGUGAGCCCUGGUUCUGCGUCCACUUCUACAGCUGGGGCGCAAAUUAAACUGGUAGUCUAAGUUGAUCGGUCAUCCGCCGCCGUUUCAUCUUGAAAAUUUUCUUCGGAGUUCGGAAGAGGCUAGGGGUAGUGAAUUAUCCUGUUUGGUUUAUUUUUUUUCCCUUUCGGUCUUUCCUCCUUGUGAUACGCAGGAUAGAUCGACAUGCGAGAUACACCGAGUGAGAAUUAAAGUGGCUUUACUACAACUAUAUAUAUAUUUACUAUUUCUAGUAUUGGGUCUGUUUGUGAUUGGUUAGCCGCCGUGUUUGUAUCUUGUUGGGGCUUGUCAGAUCGGUGUCAUUCCUUAGAUAUCCGUUGUCAGCCUGGGCGACCAUGAAUCCAGUCUCCCAAAGAUACUACUCGAGUGCUGUUGUGAUUUAUCUGGAACUGCCUGUGAUCACGCAGCACUAGGAUCCAACUCUUGAGGACCUUAGAUGCCGCAUAAAUUUUCUCACCAGUUUUAUGUGGAGCCGGGUGGGGAGACCUCUAUUCGAGUAUUUCGCCAUCAGGCGCCCGUUCACUCCCACAUGCUUGAGUUACACGCUCAUGCGGACAGCUGGGGUGACUUUUUUUUCUUUUCUUUCAAUAUGCGAGAGGUCUUAAUGACUUGCUCUUAUUUACCUCCACGCAUGUGGCUUGCAUGGAACCUUUUAUCUUGCUA
Tuber melanosporum (Perigord truffle) is the source of this 3236-nucleotide messenger RNA. RefSeq lists its product as uncharacterized. Gene Ontology annotation, molecular function: methionine-tRNA ligase activity; ATP binding. Gene Ontology annotation, cellular component: aminoacyl-tRNA synthetase multienzyme complex; cytosol. Bases 144 to 2597 code for a protein of 817 amino acids. The record is from RefSeq and is a predicted model, not a curated record. Lineage: Eukaryota; Fungi; Ascomycota; Pezizomycetes; Pezizales; Tuberaceae. The transcript has 8 exons. Gene Ontology annotation, biological process: methionyl-tRNA aminoacylation.